GUCCCAAACUCUUUCGUGCUACUACUCGUCUGUUGUGUUGGUCCCGUAUGGUUGGCCCUGACUCUUGACAGGCGAGCGCCAUACUGCGGCAUAACAUAGCAGCGGUUCACCUCGUUUACGCAGUAGACUGGGAAGAGCAAACUGUGGACACAUUUUGGAUAUAAAUGGAGGAUGUUGUAGCGUGUGGGGGUGUUUGGAAAACAUAGCUAGAUUGUUAAAAUGGCGAAGGAACAAGAAGUCGAGCGCAUUGCUAAAAAGCUUGAUAAGAUGGUGAAUAAGAAAAAUACAGACGGGGCUAUUGAUUUGCUGAAGGAGCUGAAAAACAUGAAAAUGUCAUUGGAAACGCUGCAGUCCACCAGGAUCGGCAUGUCGGUGAACGCGGUGAGGAAGCAGAGCGCUGAGGAGGAAGUGCAGAGUUUGGCCAAGUCCCUCAUAAAGUCAUGGAAGAAACUGCUGGAUGGUUCUGACAGCAAGAUGGAGAAGAAAAAAGACCCUUGUCCUUUAACGUCCUCCUCCAGAGACAGCCCAGGGUCUAGUGAUGGGAGUUCAAGCAAAAAACAAGAAACCCCAAAGACUCCCACUACCCCUACCACUCCAACCACGCCCACCACCCCGAAGUUCACCACCUUUCCGCCUCCUCCUGUCACCACUGACAAUGUCCGCACCAAGUGCCGGGAGCUGCUGGUGGCGGCCCUGCAGACGGAUGACGAUUUCAAGACGAUUGGAGCAGAUUGUGAGGCCAUGGCAGCACAGAUUGAAGAUUGCAUCUUCCAGGAGUUCAAGUCCACAGACAUGAAGUACAAGAGCCGGCUGAGGAGCCGCAUCUCAAACCUGAAGGACCAGAAGAACCCGGACCUGCGCCGGAACGUUCUCUGCGGAAACAUCUCUCCUGAGCGCAUCGCUGCCAUGAGCGCAGAGGAAAUGGCGAGUGCUGAGCUAAAGGAGAUGAGGAAGGCCCUGACCAAGGAGUCUAUCCGUGAGCACCAGCUCUCCAAAGUGGGCGGUACAGAGACUGACAUGUUCAUCUGUGGGAAGUGCAAAGGGAAGAACUGCACCUACACCCAGGUGCAAACCCGCAGUGCUGAUGAGCCCAUGACUACUUUUGUACUGUGUAACGAGUGUGGGAACAGGUGGAAGUUCUGUUAAGGUAUGGAAGAUUCCAGAUUCAUCCUCAGAAGCUCUUACAUGGAUAACACCGAAAAUUAGUUGGUUACCAUUGCAGAUUUCUUUCUUUUUUUGUACAUAAUCAUAAAUAAUAUAUUUAGAAAGCGUAUUAAACAUUGCGUAUAUAAAAAAAAGUUAAGAUUGUUAAUUUUAUUUUUAGUUUUUCCUACUAAGAACAUGAAAUCUUGUAAAUAUUUUGUUGAUAUGAUUACUGUAACUUUUGAUCUGAUCAUGUAAGGUCUUGUUUUGGCUUUUCAGGGGUGGGGAGGGGGGGGUGGGAUUUUUCCAGAACGAUGGUUAUUGUCCACUCAACAGCAGGUGCUGUUCCGUGGGGUGUGCUGUGGAACUGUGAAGCACUGCAGUCUUAACUUGCAUACAUGGCCUAUGCAUUUCUGUUGUGACCAAACGAGCAUGAUAAAGUUCAUGCCAGGGAAGAGCAUUGUGUUAGAAGCGCUAUGAGAAGUUCACUUUCACUUCACCCUCUCUCUGAAUUAUACAGCAUGGGGGAAGACUAGGGGCCAGAACGGAGGAUUUUUUUUUUUUUACUGAUUUAUUAUUUUUUUUGUAUUUCAUUUUUACUUUUCUUUGAGGGAGUUGUGAAUUUCAUUAAAAUUAUGAUAUAAGCUUGUAACUUCA
Molecule: messenger RNA, 1800 nt
Organism: Conger conger (European conger)
Lineage: Eukaryota; Metazoa; Chordata; Actinopteri; Anguilliformes; Congridae
Gene: tcea2
Product: transcription elongation factor A (SII), 2
Exons: 10
Coding region: 220-1146 (308 amino acids)
Biological process (GO): DNA-templated transcription; transcription elongation by RNA polymerase II
Cellular component (GO): nucleus
Molecular function (GO): zinc ion binding; nucleic acid binding
Source: RefSeq, a predicted model, not a curated record